Monomorium pharaonis (pharaoh ant) is the source of this 2204-nucleotide messenger RNA. Its product is annotated as facilitated trehalose transporter Tret1. NCBI's taxonomy places the organism in Eukaryota, Metazoa, Arthropoda, Insecta, Hymenoptera, Formicidae. The transcript has 6 exons. Gene Ontology annotation, cellular component: membrane. Gene Ontology annotation, molecular function: transmembrane transporter activity. Bases 462 to 2057 code for a protein of 531 amino acids. The record is from RefSeq and is a predicted model, not a curated record. Gene Ontology annotation, biological process: transmembrane transport.
CAUAUAGUUGUAAAGCAAAUAUAUGCGAGUAUACAUACACACGUUCAUAAUUACCAUUAGUACGCAAGUUCGGUUAUCUUGAUCUAAAUACGUAAUCACUUAGAGAAGUUCUUAAUAACGAUAUAGCUAUCGUAUCAUAAAAUUUAAUGGAUGCAAUUUAAUGAUAAUUUUAAUCAUGUGUCAAUACAUUCUAAUAUAACAAUCAUUUUCUAAAUAUGUAAUAAUGCUAUUUGUAUUUGCAUUUUUACUACUUCUAAAAUUUUACCCAAACUGCGAGCAAAUGUACAAGUCUUAGCCAAGACUAUUACAUUUAUAUCUUUUCACUUAUCUGGCAUUCUUUUUUUUUGACAUUAUUUCCUAUUGAAUAAUUAUCCUUUGCUUUAAGAAUCCUUUAAACUUAUGUAUAUCAGUAUAUCAGUAAUAGAAAUAUUUUAACAAGAGUUUUAAUAUUAUUAUUUGAAAUGAAUACAACAGAAGAUAUUGUUGAGGAAAGGACACAUUCAGUUGCAGAACACAAUAAGAAACCUCACAAUGAAGUCAGUAAUUUUCUUCCACGGAUUACCAAUAGAAGUUCAAAGAAGAAAAUUACUAUAGCAGAUGUAAUACCACAGAUUAUUACAAGCUGUAUAAUUCACUGUAUCACUAUAAAGGCUGGUAUAAACAUGGCGUACAGUACUAUUUUAUUAGAUGGGUUAGAAUCAGAUGAUAAUAUGAAAAUAACUGAGAGUGAAGGUUCUUGGAUAGCAAGUCUAGUUACAAUAACGUUGCCAAUAGGUUCUCUCAUUGCUGGACCUCUGAUGGAUAAAUUUGGACGCAAAGUAGUUUGUUUAUUAUCUUGUGUUCCUGCGGCAAUAUCAUGGAUUUUAUUGAUAUUUGCCCGCUCCAAAAUCACUGUUUAUGCGGCUCGAGUUGUAGCUGGAAUUGCAGCAGGUUUAACAACCGUUUCUCUAGUUUAUAUAUCAGAACUUACACAUCCACAAGUCAGACCAAUGAUUUUAUGCCUUAAUUCUGUGUUUGUGUCAUUGGGUAUAUUAAUCACCUGUUGUUUAGCUGUAAUGCUAGACUGGCGCAAGAUGACUAUAAUUUUCCUUGCAUUAGAGUGUUGUAUUUUCCUUACACUUUACUUUGUACCUGAAAGCCCUUACUGGCUCGUAUGUUUUCAAAGUGGCUUGUUUGAUGAAAGACAAAUUUGCAAAAUAAAACACAGUUUAAAACUACUUAAUAGAAGGCAAACAAUUUGUGAGGAGGAAUACUCGCGAAUCAUGGAGAACUAUGGAAACCGCGUAACGAGUGAUGAAGCGCCGAAAAGUAUCACAGAAUCUAUGAAAGAUUACUAUUACAAAUUUACUUCUCCGAUAGCUUACAAACCUCUACUGAUACUUUUCUUACUUUUUUUAUUGCAACAGCUAUCUGGUUGUUACGUGAUUAUAUUUUACGCUAUUUCUGUCUUUCGCGAAAUGGGUGGAACGUUUGGCAAGAAUUUCAACGAACAUGGUGCGCUCGUUAUGUUAGGUAUCAUUCGAUUUGUCAUAAGUAUAAUAACGGUUUUCUGCAGUAAAAAAUACGGCAGAAGAUUUCUUUGCAUCUUGAGCGGGAUUGGAAUGGCUAUCUCUAUGUUUCUUUCUGGAAUGUACAUGCAUUUUGUGGUGUGGCACGAUGAAAACGGUAAUACUGAGGAAACCAUGGUCAAUCAAAAAUGGUUACUACUAUUUUUCGUAUUAUCUUAUAUCUGUACCAGUUCGUUUGGAUUUAUAGUUAUACCGUGGACAUUGAUCGGCGAAUUGUUACCUGUAUCUGUGCGCGGUAUCGGUGGGGGUCUCAUGGUUUCAAUUGCUUACAUAAUGAUGUUUGCCGUCAUAAAGAGCUAUCCGUACAUUUUGAAAAGCAUGAGCAUUGAGGGCAUUUUUUUCUCCUUUAGCUUUAUAUCUCUAAUGGGUGCAGCUUUUGUAUACUUUUUUUUGCCUGAAACUUUGGGAAAAUCGUUUUCCGAUAUUGAGAAAUUUUUCUCUUCCACAAGACAGAAGAAGACGCGAAUCGCUAGUCUUGAAGAUCUUUGAUUUUGAUACUUUUAUUUUGAUUUUAUUUGUGUGCGUUUUGCAUGAUGUAGUAGUUGCAAAGGGGACUAAUACUAUGUACAGGGGACAUUUUAAUGUUUCAAUAACAAUUUUGAUAAUAAAUUGGAAAAAUGUAAUUUGUACAAUAAU